This is a messenger RNA of Somion occarium, 2044 nucleotides long. The record is from the annotation of a GenBank genome assembly. Lineage: Eukaryota; Fungi; Basidiomycota; Agaricomycetes; Polyporales; Cerrenaceae.
AAGCGCCGAGUCUUUCUCUCUUUCCUCCACCAUCCCAGCUCGAGCUUGACAUGCCUAUAUCACGGUUGAACGUCGUCUGAUAGCUCAAUUUCUUCCCUUUUGACUACAUUAUAGUCUGGAUUAUUUGUGAACGUCACUAAAGGGACGACUUCCGCAUGUACGGUCGAGCCUUGGUGAGAACCUCACUUAGAGGGAUCUCUAGUGUCAGGCCGUUACGAUCACGACCGACGCGACUUGGCUUUACAUCCUCGAGAUAUAGGUCGUCUUCGAGUGCCACUGCAUUCUCUUCCACUCGAACAGACGACUCGACGUCGCAAGAAUACUUACCGUCUACUCAGAGUCCUAAACCCUUCGCGAUUGAACAUGUCGGUGGAAGAGAGCACCAUUUAUCUUGGUCACCUAAAGGCGGAAUCUCGAAGGAAUGGAAAGAGGAGAAAGCCAUAGAUGCAGAUGUCACAAAUGGAACCCCUCAGGCGGUUUCCUCUCCUAUGAUGUCUGGCGCAGUGGGCCGGAUGAAGUCAUGGUUUAUGCAGAUGUUUUUGCCCACCAACUAUCCACAUUCGGUGCAUCGCUCUUAUGCGCCUUACCACAUACUCCAAUUUGUCGAGACCACUCUGGGUACCCUGGUCUCAGUCCUCUGUAACCAAGCGCUUCUUAGUUCGGUUGGUGUCAGCGCCGAGGGCAGUAUAUUUGGUGCGGUAGCAGUUCAGUGGAUCAUUAAGGACGGUGCUGGAGAGAUUGCGAAGUUGUUCUUCAUUCGACGGUUCUCGCCGUACUUUGAUAGUCACCCUAAAACUUUCAACCUCCUUGGGGAAGGUGCGGUCGCGCUGGGAAGUGGCCUCCAGAUUGCUACACUUCUUAUCAACCCAACACCUGUGAACUUCUUGAUUUGCGCAGCUGGAGGAAAUAUCUUCAAGCUCAUCGGUAACGCUAUCUGGCUCACGACACACAUUAAGUUCGUGCGCUAUUUCUCUCAGCAAGGCAACACCGGGGACGUUGCAGCGAAGGAAGAGUCACAAGCAUCUGUUGCUCAACUAUUGGGCUAUUCUGCCGGCAUCGGCCUCCUCACGUUCUCGCAUUCUCCCGCGUACCUCUACUCCAUCUUCUUCCUCUCAGUCCCUGUUCACCUCUUGGUCACCACCUACAUGCUUCAGCUUACGACCUUCGAACUAUUGACUGUGCCAAGGCUGAGUUGGCUUGCCGGCCAGUAUGCGAAGAAGCAGGAUGGAAAGGCGGAAAGAGGUGUUGUCGACUUGGCUGAAGUAGAAAAAUUGAAAACCACUGGUUUGUUCGGAGAGUUUUACAAGAGAAAGAGGGACCGAUAUGUCUCUCUUGCUCCCAAACUGGAAGACGUUGUAGUUAGCAACCCUUUGGAUCGGUCGAAGUGGACUGCCUGUGCUGAAGCGUUCCAUGUGAGCUUCUCGUCCUUACAUCGUCCUACCGUUGUGCUAACACAGGUCUCGCUUCAGGGCGAGAAAUAUCUCCUCUAUCCUCCUCCAGCACAUUCCCGAAAGCCCAUUUCUGCAUUUUACGACCCCUCCGCUUCUGUUGACGAUAUGCUACGAUCCAUCCUUCACGCAGCUCAUCUUCAUGAACUCCUCUCAAACCAGCCGCACGAAGCAAAUGACGCCAACUUGCGUCCCAUGUUGGCGGAAUCUGCCACAUGGACCAAUAAGUCCUUCCCUGACUUUAAGUCUCAACUAGAAGCCAACGGCUGGAAGACGGAGGAGAUUUGUUCUGCUGAUCAUGGUCGGCGUGUCUCCUGGCAGAGCGCACCGGACAAGGCCGAAUAAUUCCCUUGUUAACACCACAUUUCCGUUAACGUUCAGGGCGGACGGGCGACGAUCGAUUAUCAUACGUCUCCACUCACGAUCUAUUAGACACAUUGCUGCAUUAGAAGUACAGAUAUCCAUCAACUAAUAUCCUUUGUCAGUGUAUUUAUCUUAUAUAGUGAUCUUAGAUGUAGGCUAACGUAGCAGAGGUUUACAUGUACGGUUAAUCUCAAAUGGCCCCAGGUAUAAAUCCAGAUGUGUAUCAGACAUUC